Messenger RNA from Antrostomus carolinensis (chuck-will's-widow), 1248 nucleotides. Its product is annotated as histamine H3 receptor. Gene Ontology annotation, cellular component: synapse; plasma membrane; dendrite. The record is from RefSeq and is a predicted model, not a curated record. The transcript has 3 exons. Gene Ontology annotation, biological process: chemical synaptic transmission; adenylate cyclase-inhibiting G protein-coupled acetylcholine receptor signaling pathway; G protein-coupled receptor signaling pathway, coupled to cyclic nucleotide second messenger. Gene Ontology annotation, molecular function: G protein-coupled acetylcholine receptor activity; G protein-coupled serotonin receptor activity; histamine receptor activity. NCBI's taxonomy places the organism in Eukaryota, Metazoa, Chordata, Aves, Caprimulgiformes, Caprimulgidae.
AUGUGAAUGUCUUCCCAGACUGAACUGACCUGGAUACGCAACAUGCACAACGGCACUGCCGAAACUCCACAUACGGCGGGAACAGGCAACGAGACUUUGUGCACACCGGCACCGAGCUCUGAGUUCUCACUGGGUGUGCUGGUGCUGCUGGCUUUCCUCAUGGUGUUGCUGGCUCUGGUCACCAUCCUUGGAAACACCCUGGUGAUCCUUGCUUUCAUCAUGGACAGAAAUCUCAGGCAUCGGAGCAACUAUUUCUUUCUGAAUCUUGCUAUUUCUGACUUUGCAGUGGGUGCGUUCUGCAUGCCUCUCUACAUCCCUUACAGCCUGACAGGGAAAUGGCACUUGGGAAGAGGCGUCUGCAAGCUCUGGCUGGCUACGGACUAUCUCCUGUGCACAGCUUCAGUAUUUAACAUUGUUCUUAUCAGCUAUGACCGUUUCCUGUCAGUUACUAAAGCUGUAUCUUACAGAGCCCAGCAGGGAGUAACAUCCAAUCCUGUCAUCAAGAUGGUGGCCAUCUGGGUCUUUGCCUUCCUCCUCUACUGCCCAGCAAUCCUCUUUUGGGAGCACGUGGCUGGACACAGUGUGGUAGCAGCAGACCAGUGCUACGCUGAGUUCUUUGACAACUGGUACUUCCUCCUGUGCGCAUCCACCCUGGAGUUCUUUGUGCCGCUGCUCUCGGUGACCUACUUCAAUGUGCACAUCUUUCACAACAUCCAGAGGCGCCAGCGGCACGGCAGCACGCAGGACUGCGAGCCUCCAAGGAAUGGCAGCCUGUCCUGGAGGUUUUGUCUUUUGCCAAGGCCAGGAACAUCAUCUUCCUCAGAAGUAGAGGACAGUGUUUCAUCAUUAACGAGGUCAUGGAGACCGGCAGUGAUGGCUAACUGUCCAUCUCCAACACAAACCAGUCCCACACCUCUCAAAAGGGACUUUUCUGUUUCUUUCCGUUCAAGGACUGGGUCAAAACUGCAGCAGGACAAGAAAGUAGCAAAGUCACUUGCCAUAAUUGUGUGUGUGUUUGCUGUUUGCUGGGCUCCAUACACUUUACUAAUGAUUAUUCGUGGGGCCUGCCAGGGAACCUGUGUUCAUAACUCCUUGUACGAAAUAACCUUUUGGCUUUUGUGGAUCAAUUCCUCUUUGAACCCAUUUCUCUACCCUCUCUGUCAUAUGAGGUUUCGAAUGGCUUUUAUGAAAAUACUAUGUCCCAAAAAGUUUGCAAUGUUGAGAUCACGUAACACACCUUCUUUUUAG